This is a messenger RNA of Molossus molossus (Pallas's mastiff bat), 3587 nucleotides long. RefSeq names its product cation channel sperm associated auxiliary subunit gamma (gene CATSPERG). The record is from RefSeq and is a predicted model, not a curated record. Bases 114 to 3587 code for a protein of 1157 amino acids. The transcript has 28 exons. NCBI's taxonomy places the organism in Eukaryota, Metazoa, Chordata, Mammalia, Chiroptera, Molossidae. Gene Ontology annotation, cellular component: CatSper complex; sperm principal piece; motile cilium.
AGCGCAAGAGCUGAGCGAAGCACAGGAUAAAGACGGGAUCUCAGAAGGCGGCCCCGGAGCAGUCUUAAUCCCUGCAUUCUCCAGAUUCGAGCUACGCUGUGCGCUGCCCCGUGAUGAGCCCUGCUGGCCCAGAGUGGCCUAGACCCCGAGUCUUGUGGAUGCUGUGGUCACUGCUGGUGGUGCUAUUGUCACCGUGGAGGAUGUGGGCUGUCAAGAAUACCCAGGAGUGCGCCUGGCAGGUUGUCCUGAACAAGUUUAAGAUGAUAGGCAAUAACGAAGGGAGUGACCGCUUCUUUGAUCAAGAGCCCGUGGACACAGUGGGCAGCGUGUUCCACCUUCUGGUGGAUGCGCCCAUCGACCCGGACGAGAAAUACCUGGGCUUCCCUUACUACCUGAAGAUCAACUACUCUUGCAAGGGAGAGUCCUCCGAGGCUCUGGUCCGCAAGGGACACCUGACGGGGCUGAAGCCUGUGGUGCUGGUCACCUUCCAGUCCCCAGUUAACUUCAAUCACUGGAAGUUAGAGCAGCUGCAGAUCCAGAUGGAGGCUGUCCCCUUCCGCAGCAAAGAGCCGUGCAGCGCAGAGGAGGUGUGUGUCAUGAGCUGGUACACGCCCAUGCCCAUCAAGAAUGGCAGCGUGGUCAUGUAUGUGGAUGUCAGCAGCAAUGGCCUGGGGCCCUUCAUCCCCAAUGCAAGGUUUCAGAUGAACAUCAAUGGCUUCCUGAAGAGACAGCAAGACAACACACUCGAGUUCACUGUGGGAAAUGAGCUCUUCAACCUGAUACCUGUGAAAUUUGUGAAUGUCCCGUCGAGGCCCCUGUGGUACACUGUAGACCAGGCACCUGUGCUCAUCCUGGGAGGAAUUCCUGAGGAGAAGUCCAUUCUGCUGACUGACACCAGCUUCAAGGACUUUUCUAUCGUGGAGUUGAGCAUUGACAGUUGCUGGGUAGGCUCCUUCUACUGCCCCCAGACCGGCUUCACUGCCACCAUCUUAGACGCCAUCGCCACCGAGAGCAUGCUCUUCAUCCGGCAGAACCAGCUCGUGUACUACAUUACAGGCACCUACCUCACACUCCACGGGAGCGGCCAUGGCAGCGAGAACUGGGUUCGUGUGCUGCCCAACGAGUGCAUCAAGAGGCUGUGCCCCGUGCAUCUUCAUAGCAAUAGCUCCGAGUACAUCUUGGCCCUCACCAUUGGGAAGCAUGAAGGUUACAUCCACUUUGGGACCAUCACAGAUGGCCGUGUUUCCUUUGAGAUGCUGCCCAGGCUGUGGUCCGUGUGCCAAGAGAUAAGAGCUGCCACCUGCUCCAUAACCUGGGCUGUGUACUCUGGGGAUGACAAUGAUGUGCUGCUGCUGGUGGAGAGUGAAGAUAACGCUGCCAAGAAGUUUUCCCAGGUGGUCAUCUACAACCUGGUCACCGAAUACGUGUCCGUUCACUACAGGAUCCCGGAAUUCAUUCCUGAUGCUCAAGGCCAGGAGUUCCUGAUGAUCCUCGGGACAGAGUCUUACACCAACGUCCCGAUGGUGCCCAAGGGCAUGUCCCACAACCCAUUUAACAACCUGCUAUUCGUCUGGGGCAACUUCCUCCUGCAGAGCUAUGGUUAUGACCACUUCAUCUACCUGGCCAACUUCCCCAGUCAGCUGUCCAUCAAGUACGUGGUUGACUCGUUCCAUGGGGAGCUAGCCAUUGUCACAGAAACUGAGGAGAUCUGGUACCUCCUGGAAGGCAGCUAUCGGGUGUACAAGCUGUUCCCAUCCAGGGGCUGGGAGGUGUACUUCAGCCUGCAGGUGAUGCGCCAGCCCUCUCCCCGUGCCUCCGGGGAGACCAUGGUUACCCUCUUCUAUGAAAACAGCAAUCUGUACCAGCUGGUGUACCUCGUUAUCAACAAGCAAGGCCAGCUCAUCAAGAGACUUGUGCCCGUGGCGCUGCUUCUGUUGUACCAGCAGCCGGGCAGCGACUACCACUUGCUGCAACAAAAGAGUCACCUGAAGCUCCUCUUGACCAACUCCUGCCCCUUCACGGCGAUGCGCCUGUGGGACCUGCCCAACCCGCAGAUCUACACACGCCAGGAGCGCUACCGGGCGAAGCCGCCACACAUCCUGGGGCCCUCGGGCUUCCAUACGGAGAACUCGCUCGCUGUCUAUCAGGGCCUCGUCUACUACCUGCUCUGGCUGCACUCCAAGUACGACAAGCCUUACGCCGAGCCGGUGCACGACUCCACCUGGCGCUGGUGGAAGAACAAGCAGCAGGACCGGGACUACUACAACUACCUGGCGAGCAACUGGCUGAGUGCGGGUAACGUGCACAUUGACAUGGACGACUACGAAAAGGUCUACGACCUCAAGGCCGAGUACCAGCUGCCGGAGCGCAUCUUCCUGGAUAAGGGCACCAGCUACAGCUUCUCCAUCUUCCUGACUGCCCAGAGCCACUCGUUCAAGUCCGAGGACUCUGCAGACCACGUCUUCAAACUGAGGAGCCAGGUGGACCUGGGCGUGGCGCUGACUGAACCGAACUGCAUUGUGGUGAGGGUGACGCCGAAGGACCUUAUUCAUCGCAACUCAGUGCUUUUCAAGGUUACGCUCCGUGAUGAAAGGUAUUGCUUUGACCAGGGCAUUAGUGGACAUCACCUCAAGAAGUCCUCUGUGCUGUUCAAGGUGGCAGGGUCAGCUGGGUACUGCUUCCAGAACACGAUCCAUGGGCCCCGCAUGCAAGGUAACCUGGUGCUGCCAGUGCUUAUCGGCUGCCCGCCAGGCAAGCGCCUGGCCUUUGACAUCACCUACACGCUGGAGUACAACCUCAUGCAGAACAAACACUACUUCGACUGCGUCCACGUAGACCCGGAGAUGCCCUGCUUCCUCUUCCGCAACAUCUUCUACCCCUUCUUCUUGAUCCAAGAUAUGGUGACGGGAGACUCCGGCAGUUUUCAGGGCAGCUAUGUGUUGAAGGUGGUGGGCGGCGGGCCCACCCUGGACACCAUCAAGGAAUACGACGAGGAGGAGAUUUACCGCUUCAACAGCCCUCUGGACAACACAGACAGCCUCAUCUGGACCACCAAGAACGCAACGACCACCAAGGAUAAUUUCAGCAUCCUGUCCCACCAAAGCUGGGGCAUCGAGUGGCUGUGUCUGGAGAACUCCCCAUGCUAUGACACCGUUCCCCAUAGCAUCUUUGCCCCUGAAUUCUUCUUCAAGGUGUUGGUGAGCAAUAGAGGUGUGGACAAGAGCACAUACUGUGACUACCAGCUCAUCUUCUUGCUGCAUAUCCACGGGCUUCCAGUCAGUGCCAAGCGGGCCCUCUUCAUCCUCCUGGUGUCAGCCAGCGUGUUUCUCAGCCUGGUGAUCCUCUACAUCAUCUUUUGCCUCUUGCUGCCCCUUCUGGUGAAGAUCUGCAACAACCUCCACUGGAGGAUCAACAACAUCAUCGCCUCAGUAACCUACACUUACAGCUCCUCUUCCAGAGGCCUAGGCAAUGUAUCUGAGGCCAGAACUAGUACUGGGUCCAAGGUCAGCUUCAAGGUCACCUCUAAGGUGGCUCAGGACAACAAGGCUAAACCCGAGGAAAUAGUGAAGAAGGUGUCACUGACCUAG